AUGUCCAACUUUUCGUCACCAAAGGCCCGACGGGCCUCUUCCACCCCUCACUAUCAGACAUUCUCUACGCCGCCGCCAAAGUCAGCCGGUCGCCCUCUCUCUGCCGAGUCGGGCUCCACGAAUCCCUCAUCGUCUCACAUCGCGGGCGAACGCGCGGAUGCUCCGACCUCCACCCCCAUCCCGAUACAGCAGAUGUCGGUGCUUGCAUUUAUUGCUCUCUGCGAGCAGACUGCGCUCAACUCGAUAAGUCCUUAUUUGCCGGCAAUGGCGGCAUCCUUUCCAGAGGUCGAGUCGCAUGAAGUUGGGAUCUAUGUCGGCACCAUUGCAUCUGCCUUUGCGCUAGCGCAGUUUUCUACCAAUUUUUUUUGGGGUUGGUUAUCGGACCGUAUUGGGAGAAAGCCUGUCAUAUUAUUAGGAACAGCCCUUACAGCCGUUUGUUUUCUUGCCUUUGGAUUUUGCAAAACACUAUGGCAGGCCAUCGUUGCCCAACUCUUCAUGGGUCUGGUCAACGGGAACCAAGGGGUUGUCUCCACAUGCCUGGGGGAGAUAACAGAUCGCAGUAAUCAGUCGCGUGCCUUCACAUACCUACCCGUUAUAUACGGAAUCGGAGGCAUCACAGGCCCAAUUUUGGGAGGGUUGCUUGCAUCGAAAGACGUAAAGGGCCAAUCUUACCCAUUUCUUGCUCCAAACCUCGUGUCUGCUGCAAUAUUGAUUGGAGACUUUAUCAUUAUUUCAAUAUUUUUGGAAGAAAGUGUUGAAGGCGCGGAAAUGCUUCCUCGAAUCUACGGAAAAUUCCGCGACAUGUUUACCUGGUUAUGGCAAUUUCACAGCUCUUCGCGGCCAACCUACUUGCGAAACGACCUUGAUGCGGAUUAUCCGCGACGCUCUGUCCGCCAUGGAGUCCAUCAUUACAGAGACUCUGUUGAUAGCGAUGAUGAUAAUGAUGAGACCGAUCCCGCUAUCACACCUCUCUUCCCUCAUCGCUCCCAUAACGAAGCACUCAAUCGUGAUGAAAUCUUCAACAGAGAUAUGAUUUUGUUGCUUCUCACCUACCUGAUCUUCUCUCUGUCGAAUGUCUCGUUCAAUUCUCUCUACCCUAUCUUCGCGCAAGCUCCACCACCUACGGGCCGAGAAUUCAAUCCAAAAGAGAUUGGCAUGUCCUUGGCUUUUGCCGGUAUCGUCACCAUAGUUUUUCAGAUCUGUGUAUUUGGAAGGCUUCGUGACAAAAUGGGUAACAGAUGGUCUUACCGCGCCGGUUUGCUUGGCUUUGUUGCAUCAUUUAUCCUGAUGCCCUUUAUCAGCUAUAAAGAUAAAACAAAUGCUGAUAUAGCUAUAUCCAAACAAAAUGUCCUUGUUGCUGUGGAAGUAUGUGUAGUAUUGUUGAUCAAGACUGUUGCAACUGUUGGAGGUCUUACCAGCGCAUUACUCUUGAUCACCAAUUCUGCCCCAGACCACUCUGUUCUAGGCUCUCUCAAUGGCCUUGCGCAGACCCUCUCUGCAGCAGGCCGUGCUGUCGGGCCAUUUUUGUCUGGAAGUCUUUUCACCCUUGCCACAAAGGUAAAGCCGAAGGGCGAAGCUCUUGCAUUCGGCGUUUUUGGUGGAGUAGCCUUUGUCGGAUUCUUGCUUAGCUUGGGUAUUCGCUCUCGCAACCUCGAAGCUGAGGGGUGGGGAGAGGAAGACGAUGAUUGUGGGAAGUCGGAUGAAGAAGACGACGUUUAG
Molecule: messenger RNA, 1719 nt
Organism: Trichophyton rubrum CBS 118892
Lineage: Eukaryota; Fungi; Ascomycota; Eurotiomycetes; Onygenales; Arthrodermataceae
Exons: 2
Coding region: 1-1719 (572 amino acids)
Biological process (GO): transmembrane transport
Molecular function (GO): transmembrane transporter activity
Source: RefSeq, a predicted model, not a curated record